UCUCUGUAGUUCCACAACACGCAUGUAUAUAGCUGUCCAAAAGCUUUGGUGUCAUGAGUGCUGAUAAUUGUGGUGGAAAUGUGUCUGUGCCUUUACGAAAUCUACUGAACUCCAUCCAGUGUAUUAGAGACCGAGUCAGAGAUGGAGAGUCUAAUGAGUCAGAUGGAGCGUUCAACCUCUCCAACUUCUGGGAGACUCUGAAUCAGGCAGUGAAGGCAGUGUCCCAGGAAGCCACUAAACUCAGCUUGGCCUUCUCCAAACCCCCGCUGCCAUCACAACAGGAUGUAGAGAAGUUAGCAGAGGUCAUCCUGAAGAGUGUCCUUACUCUGUCUACAGUGUAUUACUGGCUACCUAAGAGCCAAGGUAUCAGUCUGCGCCGACAGGUCAGAGACGCCACAGUCGAGGUCCUGGAGGGAGUCACACAGCUUGUGGAGGCCAUACUGAGCUCACCGCUACAGAGUCUGACCCAGGAACAGUUGACAACAACAGGGGGUGUGUGGUCAGCCUGCGACCAGUUUACCCAUCUGCCACAAGACAAUAAGGCAGCUGUGCUGGUGGUUCUGUCCGCUCAGAUUGGAGUUGUGAAAGACGCCAUAGAGGAAAUUGAACAGGCUGUAUCCGAGGCCCACGACCCGUUCAGCGACGUCCUCGACGAUGACCAGGAAGGGGGUGAGCCUCGAGGCAACCAGGACACUUAUUGGUCGGAGAAUGACCGGCGCGUGAUCGGUCCAUGCCAGGGGCUGAUGAAGGCGGCAGCGGCGUGCCUGAGGAAGCUGAUGUCGGCCGUCAAAGCCAACGGUGACGUUACCACACCUCAGAACCUGGCUCAGCUCGACGACCUGGCUGACAUCGUCAAGGAUAUCAGCCCUGGUGUUGAUGAUCUGGCUCUCUGUCUCUACCCGCCCAUGGACUACAGUGGAGUUGAGACCAACGUCUCUAAAUUGGCAGCACUGUUAAAGAAAGUUCUGGAGAUCAUCAGAUUCAGUCAUGUGUGUGGGGAAUCGCAGCUGACCUGGGUUCAGUUCUUAGAUGGAGCCGUCGAUCACAACCUGCAAAAAGCCAAAGACCUUAUUCAGCAGGACAGCUAAUGUGUGUGUGUGUGUGUGUGUUUCUCUGCAAUUAGAAGUGUGUCUGUGUGGGGUUUGAUGUGCCAAUGUAUGGAGUGAAUGGUUACAGUGUGCGUGUGUGUGUGUACAUAUAAGAGAUUUGGGUUUCGAAGAGAGUAUCACUGUAUUUACAAGCACAUGCAUGUACAACAUAUAAGAAUUAAAAGGACAUUAUACAUGAA
Micropterus dolomieu (smallmouth bass) is the source of this 1288-nucleotide messenger RNA. RefSeq names its product cyclin D-type binding-protein 1 (gene ccndbp1). Gene Ontology annotation, biological process: regulation of cell cycle. Lineage: Eukaryota; Metazoa; Chordata; Actinopteri; Centrarchiformes; Centrarchidae. The coding region runs from base 54 to 1088 and encodes 344 amino acids. Gene Ontology annotation, cellular component: nucleus. The transcript has 11 exons. The record is from RefSeq and is a predicted model, not a curated record.